Molecule: messenger RNA, 522 nt
Organism: Drechmeria coniospora
Lineage: Eukaryota; Fungi; Ascomycota; Sordariomycetes; Hypocreales; Ophiocordycipitaceae
Exons: 4
Coding region: 1-522 (173 amino acids)
Source: RefSeq, a predicted model, not a curated record
AUGACCGAAGCACUCUCCAAAGUCGACUCCGCCGUCCAAGGCCUGUCAUCGCCGACCAAGGAGAAGGGCCAUAGGAGGGCAAGCUCCACGGCGGCACCUGGUGUUUUCAACAUCAAUGAACUGGAGAAGGAUAAGAUUGAGAUCCAGCUGCCCGUCGAGACGCAAAAAACGGGCUGGAAGAUCAACUCGAGCCCCACGACGGUCGAGGAGUCGGCCAUCCUCAAGCUUCACCUGACAACGCCCCCCGUCAAGAAGAUCGACCUGCACUUCCCGCUCGGGAUGGAGGUGACGGCGCGGAACCUCAAGGGCGUCACCAUCAAGGACGCCCUGGAUGCCAUCUACAAGUCGUACCGGAAACGGGCUGAUGACGAGCUCGACAACCCGUACCUCGCCGGCUUCGAGUGGGACAAGGAGGAGUCGUGGACCCGCUUGGUUGUCCACCUUCAGAAGCAGCCCGCCAUCGGCAACUUUGGCAGCGGCGGUGGUGGCAAGAAGAAGAAGGGCAAGAAGGACGACGAGUGA